UCAUUGGUAGACUCAGUAGCAUAUAAUGUUUCCACUAUAUCUUAACGCUUUCUGUAUUUAUUGCAAUAGACAUGUUUUUUUUUUGUUUGUUUUUCGUUUUGGUUUUUGAGACAGGGUUUCUUUGUGUAGCUUUGGACCCUAUCCUGGCACUCGCUCUAGAGAUCAGGGUGGCCUCGAACUCACAGAGAUCUGCCUGCCUCUGCCUCUACAAUAAUCCAUGUGUUCUUUGAGACAGCAACGAGACGUGACUGAACUUUUAGAAAGAAUACAGAAGUGUAAGACAGUCCUAUGCUCAGUACUUGAAAACAGAAAGCAGAAGAAUUUAAACAGGAUUCCUCCAGUGAUAUUUCUUAUCAAAUUCUUCAGUAUAGUUAGUGUUUCCAUUUUGCAUAUCUUGAAUUUUUCUCACAAUUAAAAACAUGUCCCGGCUGUUGGUGGCACACGCCUUUAAUCCCAGCACUUGGGAGUCAGAGGCAGGCGGUCUCCAUGAAUUUGAGGCCAGCCUGGUCCACAGAGUAGUGCCAGGACACGCUCCAAAGCUACACACAGGAAACCUGUCUUGAAAAUCCUAAAACAAAACAAAACAAAAAAAUUGUUCCUGAUCUUUUAAGUUAGUGUAGGAUCCUGGCCCAUAGAUGCCACCUGUCUGUUGUGUUAGAAGGCAUUCUCUUGUUACACUUGAAUCAUGAUGACUUAAUACUAGUACACAAUUCACUUGUAUUUGAUUAAUCUGAAGUAGGAUUGGGAUAGUUUGCAAUAUUUUUACUCUAACAUGAGUCUGUGAAGUAUGAUUAUUCUUUAAUCGCCUUCCCUCUAUACAUAUCUUCAUAUUUUAGCUUCCUUUUUCCCAGGGGCAAAUACACAGGCACACUUAUGGGAAAUAAUCUCAGGAGUCAAUGUACAGAGUGGACCUGAGAACAACCCUAUGAGGAAAGUUAAGAGACACAGCAGUGUGUGGAGCUCAGAAAGGGAAGGAUAGAAAUAAGCAAUAGCUGCCCGUGACAGCCCUGCCUCAAUCUAGCUGGAGGUUCUGAUGCCUGGCAUCAUGGUGCCUUUGCAUCCAUUACUUUUCGGGAAGCUGCUGGUUUUUUGUUUUUUGGGUUUGUUUGUUUGUUUGUUUGUUUGUUUGUUUGUAUGUUUGUUUUCUAGAGAAAGAAAUAAACCUGUGAUGCUUUUGAGUAAGACUUUAAUCUUUUAAGGAAUUAAAAUGGUAUUGAAUGGUAAUCUUUAUUUGCUAUCAGUUAGUAUAUAUUCUGAGAAGAAAUAUUUAAAGAUGGAUACAUGUAUCCUAAAUAUAAUCACUUCAAGACUAACAGAAAGCUAAUUUAUAGCCAUUGAUUAUUUUUUUCCGUCUUUUUCCAGUUGAUAAAGAUGAGAUAUCUGUUAUAACUCAUUGACCUUUGAAGGUUGUCAUGCUGUGUUUGUGAGAAUCCAUUCAUCUACAGUGAAUGAAAACUGUCCAUUACUAGGAAUUGUAAUCUCAAUAGUUCAAAGUUCACGUAUGGUAACUAACAACUUGACAGUCAUUUAUCACAUGUUUAUUAUUGGAACAAGCCCUAUUAAUAUGAAGUAAUCUCAUUUUCAGAGAACUAUUACAAGUGUGAUCCUGUCCAUCAGCUCAUGGAGACUGAAAAGGAGUCUUGUCAGUAUAAUGAACUUGGCAAAGUGUUUCAUGACCCCUCCACAUGUGCACUUUAUAGAACAAAGGAAACUACAGAAAACUCUGAUAACUACACAUGCAGUAAUCACAGGUAUGCCUCUGUGAACUCAUCAAACCCAGACAGACAUGAAAGCAUGUACACUGGAGAAGAACCGUGCAGAUCUAAAGACUGUAAGAAAUCUAUGAAUAUGUGUUCCAGCAUUACUCAAGAUCAGACAAUGUACACCACAAGUAAAGAGCACAGGCAGGGAGAAUUUGAUGACUCCUUCAGCUCUACAUGUAGUCUUUUGCUACAACCAAUCUACACUGGAGAGAAACGACACCAGUGUGGGACAUGCGGGAAAUGCUUCAGUGCUGCCUCAAAACUCAUUGUACAUGAGAGAGUUCAUACUGGCAUUAAACCCUACAAGUGCAAUAUUUGUGAAAAAUCCUUUUCGCAGAAUGCAAGUUUUAAAGCACAUCAAAGAGUUCAUACUGGGGAGAAACCUUACAAGUGCCAAGAAUGUGGAGAGUCAUUUCGUUUCUUGUCAGCAAUUAAUUGCCAUCAGAAAAGGCAUGCUGCAGAGAAGCCUUACAAGUGCAAUGACUGUGACAGACACUUUCCUCACUAUUCAGCAUUGAGUAGGCAUAGGAAAACUCAUUCUCAAUUGAUUUGUGAAGAAUGUGGUCAGUCCUUUCUUAAAUUAUCACUUCUUAUUAGGCAUUACAGAAUUCACACUGGUGAAAAGCCUUACAAAUGUGAGGUAUGUGACAAAUGCUUUAACUGCAACUCAACUCUUAGAACACAUCAGAAAAUUCACACUGGAGAGAAACCUUACAGAUGUGAGGACUGUGACAAAUCUUAUACUUGCUGCUCACAUCUUAGAGCACAUCAGAAAAUUCAUACUGGAGAGAAACUUGCUAAAUGUAUAGAUUGUGACAAAUCCUUUAUCGAUAUCACAACUCUUAGAAAACAUCGGAGAGUUCAUACUGGAGAGCGACCUUACAGUUGUAAGGACUGUGACAAGUCCUACAGCACUCCCUCAAAACUUCGAAUACAUCAAAGAAUUCAUACUGGAGAGAGACCUUACAUAUGUGAGGAAUGUGGCAAAUCCUUUACCAGAUUAUCAUGUCUGAGAAUACAUAAGAGAGUUCACACUGGGGAGAAACCUUAUAAAUGUAUGGAAUGUGACAAGUCCUUUACACAGGACUCAAAUCUUAGAAGACAUCAGAGAGUACAUACUGGAGAAAGGCCCUAAAGCUGUCAGGUUUGUGACAAUUUUUUUUCCCCAAUCUUAUCUUUUAAGGAGACAUCAGAAACUUCAUACUGGAGAGAUACUUGACAUUUGCUAAGAUUAUGACAUAUCCUGUAUCUGAGGUCUUAGAAGACAUCAGACAGUUCAUACUGGAGAAUGACCUUACAGUUGUAAGGACUGUGACCAAUCUUCCAGUUGCUGAAAUCUUAGAAAGCCUCACAAUAUUCACACAGGGGUGAAACCCUACAAAUGUAUGGAAUGUGUCAAGUCCUUUACCCGGGACUUGAAUCCUAGAAGAUAUGCAAGAGUUCAUACUGGAUGUCGACUUUACAGUUGUUAGGAAUGUAACAAAUCCUUUGUCCUCUCUGCUGCUCUAUGGAAACAUCAGAAAAUCCAUAAUGGAGAGAAACCAUACACAUGCAAAGACUGAGCCAUCCUUUAUCCAGAUUUUGAAUCUUAGGAGACACUAGAAAUGUCAUGCUGGAGAGAAACUGACUGAUCAAAUAAUGUGACAUUGCAUUUUCCACUACGCACUGCUUACAAGUCACAACAGUUUACAAAAUACUCAGGGAGAGCAAUGAAAGAGAGAUCUUGAUAGAGGGAGCCAGUAUGGGUUUAGGGAGAAACCUUGUGCUGGAGAAAUUCACAAGAACCCACAUUGGUGACCCCAGCUAAGACUCCCAGCAAUAGUGUAGAGGAUGUCUGAAAGGACCUUCCCCUUAAUCAGAUUAGUGACUACCCUAAAUGUCAUCACAGAACCUAAAUCCAGUAAUUGAUGGAAGCAGAUGAAGUGACCACAGCCAAGCACUGGGCUGAACUACUGGAGUUAAGUUGAUGAGAAGGAGGAGCCAUUAUAUGAUCAAGGGGGUGGGUUAAGAUGAUGAUGGAGAAAACCAAGGAGAUAUCUGACCCCAGCUAGUAGGAGCUCACAGUCCAUGGACUGACAGAUGGGGAAUUGCAUGUGACUAAAAUAGGCCCUCUGAAAAGGGGUAACAGUUAUAUGCCCUGAUCUGUUGAGCGGGGCAGGUCUGGUAGUGGGACCAGAACCUAUCCCAGGUUCAGGUCUUUUAGAGGCCCAUUCCCCAUGGGAAACCUUUCAAGGUGGGACACCUUGCUCAGGCUUAACAUAAGGGGGAAGGGCUUUGUUGACUCCCCAAUGAAGGCCUUACCUCCUCUGAGGUAUAGAUUGGUUGGGGAACUGGGAGGGGUAGGAGAUGGGGAAGGAGGGGUAACUGGGGUUGCUAUGUAAAAUGAAAAAUAAAAAUUUUAGAUUAAAGAAAAUAGAAACAUAAUGGUAAGAAACUGGUGAAAGACUUUAUGAUGGUUUAUGUUUUUAACAUUUUCCUAGAGUGUAUAUUAAAAUGAAAUUCUGCAUAUAUAACAGUGAGAAGGUUUCCAUUUCUUUAAAUGUGUGUGCAUGCUUUGCUGGCAACUAUGUGUGCUACAUGUAUGCCUGGUAUAGGUGGAGGCCAGAAGGGUCAUCAUCCCCAGAAGCUGGACUUCCAGACAAUUGUGAACUGCCAUGCAUGUUGGAAAUUGAAUCCAAGUCCUCUGAUAGGGCAACCAGUACACUUCACCCCUAAGCUGUGUCUUCAGACCCUAUUAGAAAAAUGUAAUAAAAACAUGUACCGGCCCACCCUGAGUCUGGACACACUUCACCUCUCUCUACACUCUGCCCUCUGUCUUGGGGGGGGUCCCCGAGCCUCUGUUGAGUCUGGGAGCUGCUUUGCUCCCCCCCAACCUCCCCCAUCAACCCCUGCUCGCUUUUGCCUCAAUUCUCCCCCCUGCCCCCGCACUAGACAAGAGUGGAGCUGCCCAG
This is a messenger RNA of Cricetulus griseus (Chinese hamster), 4714 nucleotides long. The record is from RefSeq and is a predicted model, not a curated record. Lineage: Eukaryota; Metazoa; Chordata; Mammalia; Rodentia; Cricetidae.